This is a messenger RNA of Thamnophis sirtalis, 1583 nucleotides long. It is a transcript of the gene ANP32E, whose product is annotated as acidic nuclear phosphoprotein 32 family member E. Gene Ontology annotation, molecular function: phosphatase inhibitor activity; histone binding. The record is from RefSeq and is a predicted model, not a curated record. Gene Ontology annotation, cellular component: nucleus. NCBI's taxonomy places the organism in Eukaryota, Metazoa, Chordata, Lepidosauria, Squamata, Natricidae. Gene Ontology annotation, biological process: regulation of apoptotic process.
GUGUGCGAGCGGCCAUUGAAGGGAAAGGAGCUGCGUGUUUCGCAACAGGAGGAGGGAUCGGGGUGGCCGAGCAGCCCGGAGUUCUCAACUCCGCUCGCACCGCCUCCGGGGCCCUUUGCUGAGCAGCCGAGAGGGGGGACUCUCCCUUUAUUUUGUUCUUCUUCUUCUUCUUCUCCCUCUCCUCCUCCUCCUCCUCGCCACGCAUCCCCACGCCUGCCUGUCGGGUUCUCCUUAGGUAGUUUGCGCCCCUCCCUCCUCGCUCUCCACUUUGGAGAGGCUUUCCAGAUGGAGAUGAAAAAGCUGGAAAUGAAGAAGCGCGUUAACCUGGAGUUGAGGAACCGCGCGCCCGAGAAGGUGGCUGAGCUGGUGCUGGACAACUGCCGGUCCGGCAAUGGUGAAAUCGAAGGCCUGAACGACUCAUUUAAAGAACUGGAGUUUCUCAGCAUGGCCAACACGGAGCUGAGCUCUUUGGCCAAACUCCCCACGCUGACAAAGCUUCGAAGGCUGGAACUGAGUGACAAUCUAAUUUCCGGCGGUCUAGAAGUCCUGGCAGAGAGAUGUCCAAAUCUUACAUAUCUAAAUUUGAGCGGCAACAAAAUCAAGGAUCUCAGCACCGUUGAAACUCUUCAAAAUCUGAAGAACCUGAAAAGCCUUGAUCUGUUUAACUGUGAGAUCACAAAUCUGGAAGAUUACCGAGAAAAUGUCUUUGAGUUGCUCCACCAAAUCACGUAUCUAGAUGGGUUUGAUCAGGAUGAUAAUGAGGCCCCUGAUUCAGAAGAGGAAGAGGAAGACGACGACGAUGAUGGGGACGAAGACGAGGACGAAGACGAGGACAAAGCCGGCCCCCCAGGAGAAUAUGAGGAAAACGAUGAAGAUGACGAAGCUUCAGACUUGGGGGAGGGGGAAGAGGAGGAGGAGGAGGAGGAAGUGGGUCUUUCCUAUUUGAUGAAAGAAGAGAUUCAGGAUGAAGAGGAUGAUGAUGAUUAUGUAGAGGAGCGAGACAAUGAGGAAGAAGACGCCGUUGUCCGGGGUGAGAAGAGAAAACGUUCACCUGAAGACGAAGGAGAUGAUGAUGAUGAUUAAGUCGCAGAAAAUACAAAUAGGACCCGAUUCAUUUUUGUUGGAAUUAUGCAAUAGUGAUAUGCAGAUUUGUAAGGUUCCAUGUAUGAUAGGUCUCUACAAAAGAUAUUAAUGUGUUUUAACUUUUUAUAGGAAGUGUUUUACUAUGUUUGCCCUUUUUAUCAUUCCAACUAAGACAUAAUAAUCCAUUAUUGAUCAUAUCUCCAUCCGUUUCACUCACUGAAGCAGUUGCCCCUAUUUCCUGCCUAGAAACUUCAUUCCUCCCAUUGUUUCCCCCCCCCCUUCCGUUUCCUCAUUAUGAGCAUGCUGUUAACCCCUAGCCAGUUACUUCAGACGGAUUGAACAGAGUUAAACUUUUAAGAGAGCAUGCUCAUGUCAAAUACACAGGAGUAAGAUACCAACUCUUCACUGGAAAGGACUCUGUCGCAACUGAAAUGGGAAUUAGGUCAUCUGGAACUCGCAUUUUACCUAUCAUUUCAUUUUAAAAGGAUAUCUGAAUGAUG